CGCGCAAGUAGUUUGCUUUUCCACUUCGUCGGAAAAAGCAUUAUACACGUGAAUUCAUUUGAUUUAAAAAUUAAAGAUAAAAAAAAAAAAUUAAUAAAUUUACCGAUUACGGAAAAAAUUAUUUUUUCUUCAAAACUAUUUUUUGGCAUAUACAUUUUUAUAAUAUGUAGACAAAAAAAAAAAAAAGUGGUAAAAUAUAAAAUUAAAGUGUCGUGAUAUGUGUGAUGUCUUUUUGAUUUAUAAAUGUACGAGGUGAGACUGCAGAAUAGUUGAAGAAUAUUUCAUAUGUCAAAAUACAAAAAUGUAAAAGGGGGAACUUGUACUUUUCAUCAUUCAUCUCAGUGUGAAAAAAAAAAAAUGCUUAAGAGUGAACGCGUCCUGAAAAUUCAAUCAUUUUCGAGUUUGUAAAACAAUGUGCGCGAAAAGCUUUGAUAGUAUUCGUGUUGAAACGUAUGUGACGGGCACGUGACGGGAGUUUGAAAAUCCAUGGAAUGCCAGUUGGACCUGUGGAGUUCUUGGAUCCACUCGAAUUGUGCGCCGGUGAUUCCUUUUUCGUUUGUGUAUUUUUUGUUUGCUUUUUUUUUUAUCCAAAAACCUCGUCAACGAUAAUAAUGAAUAAGAGUAAAAGGGAACGACGUAAUAUAAAAUAUAUUACGUCAAAUUUUAUUAUAAACAUUUUAUUGUGAGAAAAACAUUUUUUUUUUGGAGGGUAAUGAUAAAAAAUGACUUUUGAGAAUAAAAUAAGGGGAAAAUAUUUUUUGGUCUUUUUUAUAAAUAUGAAAUGAGAAAAAAAUGACAUAAUUGAAAUUGAAAUAAGAGAUAAAGAGAAAAAUGUGUUGCACGGGAGGAACUGGAGGUACAAGAAUGACACGAUGUGGAGUUUUUUGUGGACUUGCUGCACUGGCAGCUCUAACCACCGCCCUUUUGGGACCAUCAUGGCUUCACACGGAGGAACGAUAUUCAUUGCCUCAAAUGCCGAAAAAUAUUGCGAAUCUCGUCACUGUCAAAUUUAAACUUGGGCUCUUCAAAGUAUGUCCAAAAAUUGUCAAGCCAACAAACGUGACUUUACGUUUGCCCUCACCGAGCUGUAGACAUGUGAAGUACAAUAAUCUCGAUGACGUCAAGUCCGAGGAUCUAGGAUUAACGCAACUUGAUUUUACUCCAAUUGUCGUUACAAAAAUGAGAAUAUCAGCGCCAUUUCAAGUAGCAGCAGCAGCCCUGAUCUUUGCUGGCACGAUAUCAGCCAUGAUCGGUCAUUGUUACUCGGAUCACAGGACCCUUGUGGCUUGCGGCUUAUUUCUCCUUGGCGGUCUCUCACUUGGAGGUGGUUUGAUAGUACUAGCAUCUGCCUUAUCGGACGCAUCAUUAGAAUUGCCUCGAAAAUAUACUUUCUCAACAAGUAGAAGUCAUUCGGAUGAUAAUGGACUACCUCAAUAUCAAUAUGGUUGGUGCCUUCAAUUAUCCGGACUUGCAUUGAUAUUGGCUGAACUUGCUGCCCUCUUAACUGUCUCCGGAUACAUGGCUCGAUUUCCAACUGUCGAAGAUAUGGUAAGAGUAAUGGUUCCCGGUGCAGAAAGGAAGUUGAGGGAGCAACGUGGCCUCAGUUCAGAGUACCUCGUCAGAACCCAUCAGAAAUCACCCGGUCCACCACAGAGUCGAGGGUUUACUCAACCUGAGAAAGGUGCGCAAAAAGUAGCAGAGGAAGGAACUUCCUUAUUGUGUAAAUCAGCGCCUGAUAUAUGCGCUUCAAAUCCACAGUCGAUAAGUUAUGUGGAUAAAGCAGAUCUCUCGCAUAUGUUACCCGCUUAUCCAGAGGGUAAAAUUCCUGAUCCAAGAUUCACAUUUGUUGAUAAGGCAGAUCAGAGUGUUGUCGAUUCACGUUUAAGUGGCUUUGCUGAUAAGGAAGGUCUCAUGGAUUCGCGCAUGUUAUCAGAAUCAAGACAAAAUAUUAUAACAUUCAGCGAAAGUAAAGAACAUCAAAGUGGACAAGAGCCGAGGUUUACAGAAUUUGCCGGUAGAGUUGAACAAGCGACAAUUAUCGAUCCUAGAGUUAGUUUCAGUGAUAAGGAAGGUUAUCCAAUUUAUGCCGAUAAAGGAGAAUCCCUACUUGACACAUCGUUUGGUUAUGAUACCAGAUACAAUAGUCUCGCUGGUCAAACAGUGCCAAUCACAUUGAAGCAUCAGGCAACAUCAGUAUCUGCAAUACAACCACAAUAUAUUUAUCAAAAUUUUGGUACAAUACAUUCGGGAAUGUUAAGAGUGUCAGAACCGGGAACAAGUUCAAGUUCAAAUUCAAGUUUACGUAGUAUGACAUUGCAAAAUCCAAAAAGAAAAUCACAAAUUGCACAAAAUACAUUUAGCACAAUGGAAUGUGAAAAAAGAAAAAGGGCCCCGGGACUUGGUUUUUAUAGUGGUAGCGCUGUAUGACCACCACCUCCUCCUCCAACUCCAAGGUAACUCCAGGAAGAUGAGACACCACUCUAGUUGACAUUUUCAAACAAAAUUCUCUAAUGUCAAACUAGAUUUUUUGGAAGUUGAGGAGGAAAUUUUGUUUUCAAUGAUCAAAAAAAAAUUUUCUAAAAAAAAAAAAAACCAUUUACAUUUCUUCUGUAAUGUAAAAUUUGCGCGACAAAAAAAAAUUGUUGUAAUAUGUAAAUAAAAAAAGUUACUCGCAGAAAAUGAAAGAGAUAUAUGAAAAUUAUCUCUCAUUUGGAGAAGAAAGCUUUGCCUGUUUUAAUAUUGUUGUUUACAAUAAGAUGAAACAGUUUGAAUGUGAAAAAAAUGUUGAAUGAACUUGUAUAAAAAUAAAUAAAUAAAUGCCAUGUGAAACAAUCAGAAUCACUUUAAAGCGGCAGAUGAAUGAUUUUGUUUAUAAAAAAAAAAAAAAAAAAUUGUGAACUAACCUAAAUUAUUUUAGGCUUUUAAAAUUUUUUAACUUUUCGUAAAGCAGAAAAACAUUUUUAAAAACUAAAAAAAAAUAUACACAAAUUUUUCAAUUAAAAAAAGGGUUUUAAAAAGAAAUAAAACAUUUUUAAAAAAAUUUACCGAAAACAAAUUUACAAAAGCUCAAAAAAGGUUUAAAAAAUAUUGUCAAACUUUUUAUUUAAAAAAAAAGACAAAAGAAAUUGUUUGGAAAUUGUUUAUGAAUAAAAAAUCUGUCAAAUUAAAGCUUAAGAUUCACAGUUAAACUUAAAAUCUAAAUAAAAAGAAUUUCUCACUUGUAUAGCUAAUCGAACGAAGUUUAAAUGAUAUUAAAUGAUAGAUAUGUAGUUUUCGUCAUGGAAAUAUAAUUUAGCGAGUCGUCAUUAAUAACAAUAAAAUUGAGAUGCUGUUUCACUCUCUCACUCUCUAUCUCUAUCUCUAUUUCUCUCUCUAUCUUUCUGUCUACAUGUGUCGAGAAAAAAGAAUUACGACUCUUGUACAAAGUUCUUCGAUCUGUAUCUUUAAUACUUCGCCAAUCCUGGACAUAUCAAAUUGAAUAAAAAAGAAAGAAACAUGAAAGUCUACAAUAAAGUUUACAAAAU
This is a messenger RNA of Leptopilina boulardi, 3524 nucleotides long. RefSeq lists its product as uncharacterized. Bases 832 to 2427 code for a protein of 531 amino acids. Gene Ontology annotation, molecular function: channel regulator activity; voltage-gated calcium channel activity. The transcript is spliced from 8 exons. Gene Ontology annotation, biological process: transmission of nerve impulse; neurotransmitter receptor internalization; positive regulation of synaptic transmission, glutamatergic. The record is from RefSeq and is a predicted model, not a curated record. NCBI's taxonomy places the organism in Eukaryota, Metazoa, Arthropoda, Insecta, Hymenoptera, Figitidae. Gene Ontology annotation, cellular component: postsynaptic density membrane; AMPA glutamate receptor complex.